CUUCAUACACGUAAUCUUGAAUUAACUUAUUUGGUUUUAUUUGAAAGUAAUGUGAGGAAGCAUUGCUAUCAUUUUAUUUAUUUAUUUAUUUAUUAAAUUAACACACAAACAAAACUGCAAAUAAUAAUAUUUUUACAGAAAUAAAUGAAUAUGUAUAAUAAUAUUUAAUUAUCAAAAUUCUUUGUGCAGUGAAAACAAAUCCGUUUUAUUAGAAAGCAGACGACGCAUUUGUCUCCCUUGUUUUGGAUUUAUGGGUAAUUCGAUAAAGUCCGCCAUUUUGUCUCGGAAGAAGACAUUCGCUUGUUUAUGUCUGGGAAACGAACAGUAUGUGUGGAAAUUAUGACGUAUAACAUUAAAUCGUAGUUGCCAUUUUCUUUCAUAUACGCACUCUCAUAAUCCGGCGCUGUGCAAUAAUCCUGCUUGACGAUGGCAUCCCUGAAAUCUAAGAGAAAACAACUCAAAGUGCGAGCUGUUGCCCCCAAACUGAAGCUGUUUCGAGCGAACGAACCACUGCUGAGUGUGUUCAUGUGGGGAAUUAACCACUCGAUCAUGGAGCUGACUCACGUAAAUCUCCAGGUCAUGUUGAUGCCAGAUGACUUCAAGGCCUACAGCAAGAUACGAGUUGAUAACCACAUGUUUAACAAAGAUAAUAUGCCUAGCCAUUUCAAAGUAAAAGAAUACUGCCCAAUUGUGUUCAAGAACUUGCGGGAGCGAUUUGGCAUUGAUGACGAUGACUAUUUGAACUCUCUGUCAAAGCAGCCGAUUGACAUGGAUUCUCCCGGUCGCAGCGGGGCGCGGAUGCUGCAGUCGUUUGACAAGAGAUAUUUCAUCAAGACGCUGGUCACAGAGGAGGUGGAACAGAUGCAUCACAUUUUAAAACCGUAUCAUCAGUAUAUAGUUGAGAAUCAUGGCCAGACUCUGCUGCCCCAGUAUUACGGGAUGUACCGCAUCACGGUGAACGACGUGGAGACCUAUCUCGUGGUGAUGAGGAACAUCUUCAGCCCGCGGCUCGUCAUACACAAGAAAUACGACUUGAAGGGAUCUACAGUUGACAGGCAAGCUAGUGACAAAGAAAGGGCGAAGGAGUUGCCCACAUUGAAAGAUGUUGAUUUUGUCAACGAUGGAGCUAGCAUACACAUAGGACCACAUGCAAAGGAAAAGUUGAUGGCGAUGUUGCAGAAAGAUGCAGAAUUUCUGUCCAGCCUUCACUUGAUGGACUACAGUCUCAUUGUCGGUAUCAGUGACCUUGACAUGCCACAGACAGAAACGGUGGACGCUGCUCCAGCUGCGGCUGCUGAUGGGGGUGAGGAUGAGGAUGAGAGCGGAGACACGGAGGAGAACGGAUUUGACGAGGACAUGGCCGACGCAUGUGGUUCAGUACCCACCCCACCGGACAGUCCCCUCCCCAACUCCUCCCUGCCUUUCACUGGAGAGCUGGAUGAACAGCUGGAGAAAUAUGCCAUCAAAAGUGAUCCUUCGGCUGACUCUGGCAAAAGAGAAAUAUACUUCAUGGCCUUGAUAGAUGUUCUUACAAAAUAUGGAAUGAAAAAACGGACGGCGCAGGCUGCAAAGACUGUCAAGCAUGGAGCUGGUGCCGAGAUUUCCACAGUCCGGCCGGACCAAUAUGCCAAACGCUUUCUGGACUUCAUAGCUAAAUGCAUCGAGUGAUCAUGUUUUAAUUGGUCAAACUAGAAGAAUCUUUUUUUUAAUAAAUUUUAACACUAUACUCAAAUCACUGUACACAAUUCCAGAGUUCAUCUUCACAUUUUAGUCUGGUUGAUGAUUGAGAGCUCAUGACCGCAUGUGGUGAUCCAUUCAGCAGUAGCAUGUAGUCCGUUUUCUGAUUGUGUGAAUGCAGCAUGAAUCUUGUUAUCAAAAUGUUCCAUGUGAAAUAUUAUUUAAAUGGGGUGGGCACACAGUCUCAAGAUGAUUAGAGUUUUGCUCAGUGUUGACUAGAUAGUUAGAUGGUGUUUUGUACCUCAUGCCUCAAGCCAGUGCUUUCAUAUUGGUAGCGGCCACUUUCAGUUACAGCCUCACAUUGGUUUUUUGUGUGUUUUUUUGUCCUUCAUCUUUCCAAAUAAAACAACAGGUUUUCGUCCAGAAAAUAAUAUGUGGGUAUGUAAUAAAUACAAAACAGAAUGUUCCUCUCUUAGGAGGUUAUGAAUUUGAUAUGUUUCGAAAUGGAACGUUUCAUUUCAUGCACUUUGACAUUUUAAACGGCAAUUCUCUUACUGUAAUCGUCUAAGAAUUAUAAAAAUAUAUGCAUUAAUUUGCAAAAUUUUAGGGUACAUUAUUUUACUCUCCUUACCCUACCCCAAAAGUCCUGAAAAAAAAAAAAAUGAAAAUUGGAUUUUUCCAUUAGUCUGUCCCAUUUAAACAAAAUGUUCCCCAGUCAUUUAAUCAGCAGAUUUGUUUAUUUUGCAUUCAUCAAUUAGUGUAUGUAUUAUGUGGAAGAAAUAGAAUAAAAUCCAAAAUUUACAAAGCUAUUAAAGAAGUAUGGUUGCUAAUAGAUAAUUUAUGUAUGUGUCAUGUGGAAGAAACGGAAUAUAAGCCCAAAUCUUACAAAACUAUUAAAGAAGUAUGGUUGCUAAUAGACCGAUAAUUUACGCAAAUAAGUGAUUUUAUUUUUAAAUGGCUUCAAGUUGUUAUUUAUAUCACUGGGAUUAAGUAUCAUUGUCUUAAUCGGAUUCAUUCGUUCUCAAAAUUAUUAAGACCUCCACCGAUUUAAAUUUGCAGUUAUGUCCCUUAGUAUGUUAGUUAAGCUUCUGCAUCGUUCUCUUUUAAGACGCGUGACUGCAUAAUACAGAUCAGUUUGUACUUAAUUGAAUAACUGGUGCAUUAUUUAGGCACUAUUUAAUAUCACAUUAUUUAGGCAUUAUUUAAGAAUUAUUUAAGAAUUCUCAGUAGUAGAAAAUAUUCCAUAAUUAUGUGGCACAACGUAAACCAAACAUUGACCCGAUUAUCAUGAUCCUGCUUGAUUAAUGACAUUCUUUGUUAGAUGUGUACUUGUAUCAUAUUUGACAUUAUACAUAUAUUGUUUUGCUUGUGAUCAAGGCGUACAGUUUCCAAAAACAAAAAAAAUCUAUAUUUAAAAUGGUCUUACCUGGCCUGGUGCUUAUAAAACUUUUAGAGUCUAGAUUCGAGACUCAGUCUGAGACACUAAUGUCAUGACAACGUUAUACAAAUUGUAUGCGUGUAUCGUUAUUUGAAAUUGAGUCUGGACUCUAAAUGUUUUAUAAGCACGGGUCCUGAUGGACGAAGACAUUAGCCGUGUUUUACAUUUGAAAGCUGUUGGAUAUUUUAGGGAUGGGUUUUUUGGUUUAAGAAUUGAAAUAUUUGGAUUCAAAUGGCAACAGCGGUGUUGUAUAAAAUAUGUAAUACUCUGAGUUAUUAAAUGUUUGAAGUAUGGUGUGUGUUGUACCAGUAGUGUUGUGGUGCAAAAUGUGAGGAAGAAUUUUUUGUUUCUAAAAGGGAAUGUGAUUGGAUAAUAAAAUAACUGCGAAAAUUAUUUUCAAAGCAUAGGAAAUGCUCAAAAUGGACAACAGUUUUAUUAAACGGUAUUUUGAAUAGUGGUCAGUAAAAUCAUUUUGCUGUAAUUUUUAUUGCUUAGACAUAUUUUUAUUACAUUGGUGAAUAAUUUUGAAGUGUUAAUUUGUUUCUGUUUAAUGAAAAUGCAAUUACAUUACCUAAAAUGAUCGACAUCCAUUUACAUCAGUGAUCAUACCGCAUUAUAUUUCCAUCCCACCAUUAAUUUACUUGUUAGUCACAUUUGAGGGAUAGCUAGGAUAAUCUACAAAUCAUGUUAUUAUAUUUUUUGUCUUAUCUUUACGAAGUAAAAUGGCGAGAUAAGUAUUACUUUUCCAGCGACAGUGUCAACUUUUGUAGUAAAGUUUAACAUUAAAGUUUUAAAAAUUUAAAUCAGUUUCUCACAAACUAUUGGUCCUAGGCCAAUGAAACUUGGCUUGUAGUUGCACCUAUGGAUGUUUGUCACAGUACACUGAAAAUGUUUAUGGUAGACGAGACAUUUAAUUCCACGUAAUUCUUGUUAUUCUGAAUCUAACAGAAUAUUUGAUUGGCCAGUAGUACAUGUACAUAUCAGUAUUAAAUUGAUGAAAUCUGCAAAUGUCACACAGUUAUUUAAAAAAAAAAAAAAAAACUUUUUAAAAAGCUUUCACUAUGUUCCUGCUUCUAGCUUCAAGUAUUAAUCUCUAGAAAUACACCCUGCCCCAGUGUUUGUGGUCAUUGUGGUGUUUAUGGUAGAUCAGAGAGGGUUUUCAGUUUGUGGGAAACAUGUUUUGAAGGAGUGUUGUGUUUUACUGGAAGAAUCGGGACUAUUAUUUAACCACUAAGCACCUUACUGAAAAAUGGUAAUGGACUAUUUCGAGCCCAAACCAGUUGGCCUACAUUCAAUACAUCCAAUGUUUUUACUAGGUUCUUUGGCUUUACCAAUCACAUUUAUGCAGGGGCGUAGCGUGAUCUGAACCUUUGGGGGGGGGGGGGUCGAAUAUGAACCAAGUGGACCUUUUUUAAUUUUGUUUUUGCACCACCCGAAACUCCAUGUUUAUAAACUUGUAUGUUUUAGUACUGAGAGCGGACCAUUUGCUUCAAUGGGGGGGUUCAUCCGAACCCCCGACCCCCCAGCCUACGCCCCUGUUAUGCAGUUUUUCUAUUGCUGUUGGUUUCUUCUUGAUAUUUCUAUUCUGAAUGCAGAAUUUCCUAAUUGUUUUUACUAUUACACUAAGCAAAAUUAAUUAUCAGUGUUAGUUACAAACAGUUGAUUAGGUUUCGAAUGGUUUUGUACAUACUCAUUGAUAGUACCAUUCCUCUGGUGGUAAGACUCCUUUGGCACUGUCACGUAUAAAGAACAUUAUAAAUACUUAAUAAAUAGAGUUAGGGUUAGAGUUAGUGACGGUGCCAAAAGGAAAGUUCUUCCCCUCGGGUCAUUAUUACCACACAUCAACAUACCUGAGACCAGUGACUGGCAUUGGACAGUGUGUGUUUAUGCAAACUACGAAAUAAAAAACUAUUUAGUUGCAGUGUGAAAUACAAUACACGAUGAUUUUGUCAAUUAACUUGAUGGUGUUUACAUGUCUGUUGCUUUGAGAGAUUAGUUAUUCAUAAUGAUCUGGUGCUUUAUGUUUGUAAUAAAUUUUAAUGUUAUUUAUGUUUAGCGAAGCAUAAUAGAAGUGUACAUAUACUGUAUUAUAUUCUGAAGAUGGAUGCAGCUAAGUGGUGCACAAUGUUAAGAGUGCUAUGACAGGUGAAAAACGUUUAUACGGUAGCUUCUUGUGACAUCAGUAUCUCAUGAGUACAGAAAUCAUUUUUUGAAGAGAUUAUUGUAUAUCUCUACACGUCUGGAUAUAAGUUGAAAUCUAAAUAGCACUUCGUCGUCUGGUAUUACGCCAGAUGAGUGUUGACUUUAAUAACAGAUAUAUGAACCAAUUUGAAAGAACUUUUAUAGAUAUGGUGUACAUGCAUUUGAGCAAGAACUGUUAUUUGUCAUGUUUUUAUCAACUUGAAGAUAGUUUUGUUGACCAUUUUGUUUUGUUUUCUUCUUUUAAAAAAAUUAAAGUUAGAUGAACUAGUUUCCCUAAAACAAUAGCACCCAUUUGUCUGCUUGACUUUGCUUUUCUUUUUCUUUUUUAUCUUGUUACCAGACUAACCACUUUUUUUGUGUGUUUUAUGUUUUAAAGGAACAGUAUAACAAACAUUUAAAAAUUACAUAGAACUAGUGUACCGUGUAAUAAGUUAUGAUUUGUGACAGUAAGUGUUUGGUAGAUAUUUCAGUAAUCUCUAGGUUGAACUUUUUAAUUUGUUUCCCAGUCAUUUAAUCAGCAGGUUUAACCAUGUUACAAGGACUGUAAAAUUCAGAAAGCAUCACUAAGCACAUUGAUUAAUUAAUCAUCUGCUGUUGGGUGUCAUACAUUUGAUAAUUCAGGCAAAUGGUCUUCAGAGGAAAACUGAAGUUUUCCAUUAGCAGCUAGGGAUAUUUUAUAUGCACUCUCCCCACAAACAGGACAGCUCAUACCACAGCCUUGGAUACACCAGUUAAAGGGUACUGAUUGCGACGGGGGAGGGGGGACCCAGUGAUUUCAGUGAGGAGAUUCGAUCCUGCGACUGAAUACUAGUACUUCAUCAAGCGAGUGUUUCUACCCACAGAGCUAGAACCUGCUCCCACACACGGGUGAAGUGUUUUCCAAGAACUGCAUCAGAUACUAACAUUUGAUGUACUUGUGGUCAUGUUGUUAGAGUGCCUGCUAGACAUUGAUACAUGUACUGUUUUAUUUCAAACUGCAGCGAUUGUUGGUGCUUUUCUGUCCUUUUAGCUGUAAUUCUCUAGUUUGCUAUGAACAUAUAAUAAAAAUUUCAACGUG
Molecule: messenger RNA, 6374 nt
Organism: Gigantopelta aegis
Lineage: Eukaryota; Metazoa; Mollusca; Gastropoda; Neomphalida; Peltospiridae
Product: phosphatidylinositol 5-phosphate 4-kinase type-2 alpha-like
Exons: 9
Coding region: 427-1668 (413 amino acids)
Biological process (GO): phosphatidylinositol metabolic process
Molecular function (GO): phosphatidylinositol kinase activity
Source: RefSeq, a predicted model, not a curated record